AUGCAUAUACAUAGAGGAAGCUCGUCCUACAGUUGGGAUGCAGCAAGAAUAGGGAACACGACGUUCGUGCAAGCAGAUCCAUCAAACUUCAGGGAAGUUGUGCAGAAACUCACCGGAGCACCGAAGAAGAAAGCAGCAGCAGCAAGCUUCAAGCUACAGGAGAGGCGCCACGCCUACGCCGCAAAGAAGCUAGAGCUCACCAUAGGCGGCCUCUCAGAAAGGCCACCUUUCUUCACCGACGCCACUACUCCAUCAUCAUCAUCCGUAUCGUCGGCGUCCCCGGUGUCUCCUCUGCAAAUGGAAAUGGAAGACAGAGUCAUAACUCACAAAGGCUUCUACUUACUGCCUUCUCCUUCUUCUUCUCAUCAUUAUCGUCACACCACUCCUCAGUUACUCUCCCUCUUUCCUUUGCAUAAUAACCAAACCAAUUCUCACUAA
Arachis stenosperma is the source of this 438-nucleotide messenger RNA. RefSeq names its product VQ motif-containing protein 11-like. The coding region runs from base 1 to 438 and encodes 145 amino acids. The transcript has a single exon. Lineage: Eukaryota; Viridiplantae; Streptophyta; Magnoliopsida; Fabales; Fabaceae. The record is from RefSeq and is a predicted model, not a curated record.